This is a messenger RNA of Puccinia triticina, 750 nucleotides long. RefSeq lists its product as uncharacterized. Lineage: Eukaryota; Fungi; Basidiomycota; Pucciniomycetes; Pucciniales; Pucciniaceae. Bases 1 to 750 code for a protein of 249 amino acids. The record is from RefSeq and is a predicted model, not a curated record. The transcript has 3 exons.
AUGGUCGCCAUGACCAAAAUACCGCGACGGAACCAUGAAUUGUUAUCUACCCGCGAUCAUCAAACAGUUUACAGGAUCAUAGAAACUUGUCAGCUCACAAUGCCUGCCCCAGUCUCCACCUUCUCGCCCUUUACCCCCUUCACACCCGCUUCCAGCACUGCUAGCGGCGGCGGCUACUUUGAUCGACCGGCAGCCGGCAACAUGGGAAUCUCCUCGCCUCUCGGAAGACGACCUGAUAUGCGGAAUAGUGGGGUUGGUUCCUCCACUUUAAUGCGCAUGAGUCGAGUCUCCGGCACAAGUGAUAGUCUCCGCACACCUGCGGAAAACGGCUGGAAGAUGGCCUCUCGAAUGCGAGAUGAAGCUUGGAGCGCGUGGGAACAACAGUUGGGAAACUUAUCCAUCAGUCAAACCAACCGGAUUACCCUGUCCUCUGACACUCUGAUGAUACCUCGCGCAACCAGUCGAGUCCGCCACACUUCCGAUGAAUCUCACCUCAACAAGCCCCGAGCACCUGUCAAUGAUGGCAUCAAGAGAGUAACUGUCAACGACGACACCAAGACUUCCUCCAAACCUUCUCGAUUCCCGUCUGAGCUGCUUUUACCUCAAAUGGCCCCGGGUCCGUUUCGUUCCAUCAGUUCUAACGGCACGGCUCGGCCUCCGAAGUUAGGAAUCAAGCGUAGAUCCUUCGAUCCUUCCUUCUUCCCUAAUCAUGCCCACUUCCAUGAAGCCGAGAAUGUCCGAGUCAAUUAG